AAACGACAUUAUCUGAUUGGCUGAAAGCCGUUUCAUUACGACUACAAAAAACAACCUAAGAGACCUUUUCAACACAUAAAUGAUAAAAAAAGAGCAAUCGUUUGCCGAAUAUUUCAAACAUUGCUAAUUUAUUGUCGGUUGCAAUCUGUUGUAAUAAGCGAUUGGAUUUAGCAUGUCUGAAUUGUUUUGUUCAUCUAAUCAUAUUGAUUUUUCCGGCAACUACAUACCGAGUUAUUUUGAAGAAACUAUUUCACCUUCAUCUCUUCUUUCCGAUUUUUUAAAAGAAUUAGAUUCAACAAAUCAACUUAGCAAUAGAGAACACAGUCACACAAAUUUUUCGACACUUGGUAAAAGUACUUUUAACGCAAGUAAAAAAGCUACUAAGAAAACAAAAAAUAAAACAAUUGACGUUGCGAACAGUUGUAACGCGACAAAUAGUUGCAUUAUAGUUAACAACAACGCAACUAACAGCAGUAUCAACUUUAAAAACAAUUGCAGUGUCGUUAACGCAACUAAAAGCAUUAACUGCAGCAAAACCGUCAAUAGCAUCUUAUCUAGUGUCUCAUCCAAUGGACAUUCGUCGAAUGUUAAUUUAAUUUUUGGAUCCACAUCAAACACUAAUGAAAAAAAACUUUUAAGUGAAGAAGGUAGCAAAGAUAACGAAAAGAAAAUGAAAAAUAAAGAUGAUAAUAGCGUUUUCAAUAAAAAUUCAUUUGGAGAUAGUAAUGAAGAAGAAAAUGAAGAAAAUGACCAUUCAAAGCAAAAACGUCACCGAACAAGGUUUACACAAACGCAAUUAAACGAGUUAGAAAGAUAUUUUAACAAAACUCACUACCCUGAUAUAUUUGUUCGAGAAGAGCUGGCAAUGAGGAUUGAUUUAACAGAAUCACGAGUACAGGUCUGGUUUCAGAAUCGCCGAGCAAAAUGGAAAAAACGUAGAAAGUCUGUUAACAUGUUUGAUAAUACUUCAAAUGUCUUUUCUUCUUACUUAAGCCACUCUUUAACUGAAAGCAACCAAUUAGAGCAACCAUAUUACGAGAAUGAUCGAACUUGGCCAUCGCAAAGCCCUCAUUUUCAGAUUGAUUCGCCAGAUGAUCGACAGCACGUUUUUCAUCAGCAAGAUGUAAAUGGAUUUACAUAUAAUCAGCUUUCUUCAAAUUACGGAACUGAAAGAAACAUAUCUUAUAUGCUUCCUCAGUAUUAUAUAGGGGAUAAUAUGACUAGUAUGGAGUUUAAUACCCCAGAGCAAUCAAAUAUUAUUCUUGAACCAAACUUUACUAAUUGUAUAGGCAUUGAUCGGUUUGAUCGAUCUGUUGAUCGACUGUGUCGAAAAGAAGACGACCAAAAGUUGCUUUACUUAGAAAGACAAAAUUUAUUUUAAAAAACUUCAAGAUACAUAUAUUGAUCUAAUGGAUAGGGUUUUGCGGUGAGGAAUAAAAUAAUAAAGAAUAAAAAUAAAAAAAAUAAUAAAUGGAAUUUUGAAAAUGCAUCAAGCAAUAAAUGCUCACUAUAUAUGAAACACGUAGUAUAA
Hydra vulgaris (swiftwater hydra) is the source of this 1531-nucleotide messenger RNA. Its product is annotated as homeobox protein orthopedia. The record is from RefSeq and is a predicted model, not a curated record. Gene Ontology annotation, biological process: regulation of DNA-templated transcription; neuron differentiation. Gene Ontology annotation, molecular function: DNA-binding transcription factor activity, RNA polymerase II-specific; DNA binding. Lineage: Eukaryota; Metazoa; Cnidaria; Hydrozoa; Anthoathecata; Hydridae.